Molecule: messenger RNA, 1129 nt
Organism: Pygocentrus nattereri (red-bellied piranha)
Lineage: Eukaryota; Metazoa; Chordata; Actinopteri; Characiformes; Serrasalmidae
Product: class I histocompatibility antigen, F10 alpha chain-like
Exons: 8
Coding region: 16-1095 (359 amino acids)
Biological process (GO): immune response
Cellular component (GO): external side of plasma membrane
Source: RefSeq, a predicted model, not a curated record
CUCAGAAACAGUAUCAUGAAGUCACUUGUUUUCUUCACCUUCACUCUUCAACUGGCAUCAGCAGUCACACACACUGUGCAGUACUUCUACACUGCAGUCUCAGCAGGAAUACAUUUCCCAGAAUUCACUAUUGUUGGCGUGAUGGAUGGACAGCAGAUUGAGUACUAUGACAGCAACGUCAGGAGGUAUAUCCCAAAGACAGAGUGGAUGAAGAAGAUCGACGCUGAAGAUCCAGAGUACUGGGACAGACACACAAAGAUUGCACAGGGGAUUCAGGAGAUCUUCAAGGCCAACGUGGCUACAGGAAUGAAGCGCUUCAAUCAGACUGAAGGGGUCCACACAGUACAGAGGAUGUACGGCUGUAAGCUGCACGACGAUGGAACCAAGAGAGCAUAUUGGGGGGAUGGUUAUGAUGGUGAAGACUUCCUCAGCUUUGAUCUGAACACUCUCACCUAUAUUGCACCUACUCCUCAAGCUGUUAUCACCAAACACAAGUGGGACCCUGAUACUGGUGGGAAAGUACUCAGGAAGAACUACCUGGAGAACGAGUGCAUCAAGUGGUUACAGAAGUUUGUGGAUUAUGGCAGAUUCACUCUGGAGAGGAAAGUCCGUCCAGAGGUGUCUCUGUUCCAGAAAGACUCUUCUUCUCCAGUGGUGUGUCAUGCUACAGGUUUCUUCCCCAAAGCAGUGAUGAUCUCCUGGCAGAAGAAUGGAGAGGAUCUGCAUGAGGACGUGGAGCUCAGAGAGACGCUACCCAACCAGGAUGGAACCUUCCAGAAGAGGAGCGUUCUGACCAUCUCACCUGAGGAGCUGAACAGACACGACUACACCUGCAUCAUUCAUCACAGCAGCCUGGAGAAGGAGAUGGUGUUGCUGGUGUCUGAUUAUAGAGUCCAGCAAGGUGGGAUGCUUGCUACAGUCAUUGGCACAGUCUUGGCUGUUCUCCUGCUCGUCAUCACUGGCUGUGCUGUAUUUCUUAUUUGGUGGAUGAAGAUGAGAAAGCCUGAUCCUCCUGACUCCACUACAAACACCCAGCAGCCUGAAGUCCAGCCCAAGCCAUUUACUGAUGGAGACUCUGCCUCCACCACCUCUUGAAGUCUAUACAAGUCUUCAGAAUGAUUUUACACUG